This is a messenger RNA of Vigna angularis (adzuki bean), 873 nucleotides long. RefSeq names its product F-box/kelch-repeat protein At3g23880-like. The coding region runs from base 1 to 873 and encodes 290 amino acids. Lineage: Eukaryota; Viridiplantae; Streptophyta; Magnoliopsida; Fabales; Fabaceae. The record is from RefSeq and is a predicted model, not a curated record. The transcript is spliced from 2 exons. Gene Ontology annotation, molecular function: protein binding.
AUGGAGAACACGUCUGUGGCCCAAAAGUGUCAUAAUCACUUACCUGAUGAUCUGACAUUCUUGAUUCUUGUCAAACUUCCUUUGAAAUCUCUUAAGAGAUUUGGAAGCCUAUGUAAAUCAUGGGCCCUCUUGUUUGAAAAUUCACUUUUCGUAGAUCUCUUUCAUACUAAUUUCAUAUCUAAUCAUAAUUCCUUCUAUGAUGAUACAUCUAUCAUUCUAUGUCUCAAAGAAAUUGACACAGAAACUAAUCAUAAGCCCUCCUUCUUUUUACUUUCUGGUGAGAGGUUUCAAAACGUCGACAAAUUAAACUGGCCAAAUCCACUAAAGGGUUGUUUUCCUGAAUUGAAUUUUUUGGGUUCUUCUAGUGUUAAUGGAAUUCUUUGCUUUUUCAUCCAUCAGAACCACUCUGUAUAUUUAUGGAAUCCAACUACUGGUGAAUUAAAGGUCAUUCCUCAUAGUCCAGUUGAGUAUUUACCACUUGAUGCCUGUGUUAGAGUGAGAUGUUUGGGUUUUGGUUAUGAUGGCAUUCAAGAUGAUUAUAAGGUGAUUAGAAGUGUGCAACCUGAAGAAGUUAUACCGGAAUAUGGUUACAAUAAAUGGGAUUACACACACUUAUUUGAGAUUUAUAGCAUAAGAAGUAACUCUUGGAGAAAACUUAAAAUUGAUAUCACUCCUGCAGUGUAUGGAAUUGAGUAUGGAGUUGAUGGUAAAUUUUACUUUGACGGAAUGUGUCAUUGGUUAUGUCGAAUUGAUGGUGAUCGCUCCUGGGAUCCAUGCUUGGUGUCAUUUGACAUGAGGAAUGAGACAUAUUAUACAACUCCCACACCUUUAGACAUACCUUUAGACAUAUGUGAUAAUUUUAAUAGAGGUUGA